UACACUGGAGUUAUCUCCCAUUUCCAAGAUGUCAGCCCCCGUUUACUGUCAAAACUUGUCAAAAUGUAUUUUAAAUUUUAGUCUAAAUAGAACUAUAUGUAGCAAAUUAAAAUCUCCCAGUUCGAAAUUAAGAAGCAUACAAUGGCGGCAAGGGCUUGAAAAAACAAACGUGAGAUUCUUUAACAAUGACAUGUCCAAAAACUUGUCGAGUGCAAGACCAAAAUAUUUAAUAACAAAAUCUGUUAAAAGUAAACCAAUUUCAACUUGUAGCUAUUCAUUUUAUGCGAAACAUAAACAAUUUCAAAGCUACUGUCCUUUUUCGGCUAUUCAUAUAAAUAGAUUUUCGACGUCCAUUAAAAAUUUGAGUGAAGAGAAUGAAAAAGGAGGCAAAGAAAUCGAAAAACAAGGCAAAGAAGAGGAGAAACAACCAGAAGGAAAAAUUAUUACUGUGGUUAAUCCCUUUAGUCUCUUGCUUUUAAAGUAUAAUGUAUAUAGGUUACGACAAAUUGAUCCUUCAUUUAAUAUGGAUGAAUUUCUUGUGGGUGUUAAGCAGGCAGUGACAUUAGUUAGUCAGUAUAUAUCACGUAAAGAUUAUAGUAGUUUAGAAGGAUUAGUACGACCACAGGUUAUUAAAUGGUUACAGAGGGAAUGUAGUGAAUGGACUGAUGAACAGUAUAAUGACAUAGAACUAGAAACUAAAAAUAUCCAGUUUCUUCAGUCUAAUGGAAUGACAAUUGAAGAAGGAAAAAAAGGAAACUUUCUGGUAACCAUAAAAACAUGUACAAUAGGUGUAAAAAUGUCUAACAAAUUGCUAUGUGUUGUGGAGAUUGCAUCCAAUUUUUGUAGGAAUUACAAGGAUGAUCAAGCUGGAGACUGGAUAUUAGAUAAAAUAACAGGCAUCAAAAUUAAAAAAGCCAAAGACGAUAAACCAGUACCUUUUUAAAAAAUGGCUGAAAUGGAUACGGAAACAUGGACUGCCAGUGUCUAAUGCCAUUUCAAAAACAAGAAUCACUGUCUUCGAUUAAAAACAUAUAUACAGAUAAUGUAACCAAAGAUUAUCAUGUAUUAGUUGUACACGUGUGCUUUAAGAGAUUAAGUAUAGUGCGAAACUGUGUGAACCCUGUACCAGUUUAAGAACUAACUCUAGAUUAGUAAUUGUCAACCAGUGAGCCGCGGCACACAGGUGUGUUGCGAGAUCUUCCUAUGAGUGCCGCGAAAUUUUCAACGGCCCACUAAGAAAAUUUCUCACUUAAAAAGUCAGCUUUUUGACUGAUGAAAUUCGAAACAAUGCAAUAGCUGUGUUUUUCUUUAUUUAGUUCGAGUCAUUAUAUGUGUCUAUGACUAGUCUUUGUCUACGAUUGUAUGUCGUCUAUGACUCGUCAUGUUUUGCAAAAUACAAAUAUUUUUCAUAUACAUUUAGCCAGGUGUGCCGCUAUUUUUUCAUGUGUUCCAAGAUGCGCCGGUGUCAAAAAAAAAAGAAGGUUGAGACCAUUACAUUUUAUAGUAAAGAUUAAAGUAAUACAUUUGAAUG
Messenger RNA from Patella vulgata (common limpet), 1531 nucleotides. RefSeq lists its product as uncharacterized. Gene Ontology annotation, molecular function: ribosome binding. Gene Ontology annotation, biological process: inner mitochondrial membrane organization; protein insertion into mitochondrial inner membrane from matrix. The record is from RefSeq and is a predicted model, not a curated record. The transcript is spliced from 5 exons. Gene Ontology annotation, cellular component: mitochondrial inner membrane. Bases 29 to 943 code for a protein of 304 amino acids. NCBI's taxonomy places the organism in Eukaryota, Metazoa, Mollusca, Gastropoda, Patellidae.